GAUGCAAUAAUAACAUUACAAUAAUUUAUGAUAUAUAUUAUUAAAAUCAGUGUUAAAAAAAGGAAAUAAAUUGUAUAGAAAUUAUUUUUAAUUUUAAGAAAUUAAUGAUAUUUUUUUUCUUCUAUUAAACUCAUAUUGAAAAUUUGCCGCCGCAAAUGAUUCGACAACAGUGGUGUUUUUGAGAGUUAUUUUAUUUUUUUCUUUAAUUUUUAUAAUUUUGUAAAUAUAGAAAUAAAUUUUGUUUUGUAUUAAAAAAACAAAAAAAAAAAUGAGUGGCGAGGAAAGGCUCGUCACGGAAAUUCCCAGCAGUUUAAAACAAUUGGCAAGAAUUGUUGCUCGUGGAUUUUAUACAAUAGAAGAUGCUCUUAUUAUUGAUAUGUUAGUUAGAAAUCCUUGCAUGAAGGAAGACGAUUUAUUAGAAUUAUUGAAAUUCGAAAAGAAACAAAUGCGAGCGAGAAUAGCAACACUUCGUAAUGAUAAAUUUAUUCAAAUAAGACUGAAAAUGGAAACAGGCUCCGAUGGAAAAGCGCAAAAAGUUAAUUAUUAUUUCAUCAAUUAUAAGUCUUUUGUAAAUGUUGUGAAAUAUAAACUUCUUAUGAUGAGAAAAAAAUUGGAAACCGAGGAACGAAAUGCAACGAGUCGAGCAAGUUUCAAAUGCACCAAUUGCCUCAAAACUUACACCGAUCUCGAAGCGGAUCAACUUUUUGACAUGAGUACACAGGAAUUUAAAUGUACUUAUUGUGGUGAAAUUGUUGAGGAAGAUCAAUCGGCAUUACCGAAAAAAGAUUCACGUUUACUAUUGGCACGAUUUAACGAACAAAUGGAACCGCUUUAUAUUUUAUUGCGAGAUAUUGAGGGUAUUAAAUUGGCGCCUGAACUUCUUGAACCCGAAGCAGUGGAUAUUAAUACAAUUAAGGGAAUUGAUCCAAGAAAAUCGGGUACAAUACGAGGACCAAAUGAUCAAUGGUCGGGUGAAGGUUCAAGAACAUCGGGAUUCUUUGUCGAGGAGACGAAAGUCAAUGUUCUAAUUGGAGACGGUGCUGCGGACGAUAAUUCCGUCAGUACAAGAAAAGAACAACCAAUUUGGAUGACGGACAGUACAAUUGAUAAUCCAAUCGACGAUUCUUUACAAACCGAUUCGACAAUUACACAAGACAAUAUAUUGAAUAAGGCAGCGGCAACGGCAUCGACACCGACAACAAUAAAUAAUAAACAGGGCGAGGAUAUAAUGUCAGUUUUAUUGGCUCAUGAGAAAAAAGGUGGAAUGAGUGAUAAUAAUGCUGUUAAGUCAGUUAUACCACAGGAAUCGAGUGACAGUAGCGAUAAUGAAGAUAACAAUGAUAUGCAACCUAUAGAAACUGAUGCUGUGGAAAUGAUGGAUUCAGAAGAAGAGGACUCAGUGCCAAUGAUAACAGUCGGUGGUAAAAAUGUUGCAAUUACAAAUGUAAACGAUUCACUAAUCGCAGAAAUGACACCAGUCGAAAAAGAAGCAUACAUACAAGCAUACCAGGAAUAUUAUUCCCUAAUGUACGAUUAAUACGAAAAUUAAAAAAAAAAAAUAAUAAUAAUAAUAUUUCCCCUUCCGCCCUACAAAAAACAAAAUUGAAAUAUUUUUGAUAAAUAUAUAUUAUAUACUAUUUAAAAUAUAUAUAUAUAUAUAUAUAUAUAUAUAUAUAUAUAUAUAUAUAUAUAUAGAGAAAGAAAAUAUUGAGAACAAAAAAUGAAAUAAAACAAAUUUAGAAUAAAAAAAAAUAUUGAGAAAGCAAAUAAUUUUAGAAUAUAAAUAAAAAAAAUAUCAAGAAAAAAUGAAAUUAAAAAAAAAAUAUUGAGAAAUGAAAUAAUUUAGAAAAAAAAAAAUUGAGAAAAAAUGAAUUUAGAAUAAAAAAAAAAAUUUGAGAGUAAUUGCGGAAAAUUGAGAAAAAACAAUGAAAGAAUUUCAUCAACUUUAUUUUCUAAGUACAAUAUAGAUAAUAAAUAUAUAAGUCAACGAUAAAAUGUUUUUUUUUUUUAAAUCUCCUUUCCCACACAAUAUUUAUAUAAUAAUAAUAAUUAUACAAUAAUAGAGAAUCUCUCAUUGACAAUAUAAUUUUUCUAUUCAUGUACAUUUUUUUUUAAAUUCAUAGUUUUCUUUUUUUUUUUUAAAUUCAUGUAUUUUAAAUAAAUUAUCUAACACGUCACUUCUGGUAAAACGGGAAAAUCGUUUUAUUUUUAUUAUUUUUUUUCCAUUCUUUCUUCAAUCCAUUUCAAGAAAGAGAAUAGUAAUUUUUUUUAAAAGCUUCAUUAUGUUUAUUAUUUUAUAAUAUUAAUUUUUCUUUUUUUGUUUCCUAUCAUCUCUUGAUGGAAUUUCCGUUCGACCACCACAAUCGAUCGGAAAUUCGUGUAGAAAAUUAUUUUUUUAUUUUUUCUCUUUUUUUUUCCUUUUUUUUAUCAUUUAAAUUUUCAUAUUUUGCAAUUAUUUUUCUAAUAGAUUUUUUUUUUUUAAAUUGUAAAAGAAAAAAUUGCAAAAAAGGAAAAUUUGUAUUAUAGGAUUAUAAUUAUUAUAAUUAUAAAAAAAAUAUAGAAUAUAAUUACGAUAAUUAUAAUUAUAAAUAUGUUUCUUUUUUUUUUUGUUUCGAAAUUAAAAAAUCACAUCUGGGAUAUUGAAAAAGAAAAACAUGUUCAAAAUUAUUAUUAUUUUUUUUUUUAUGUUUUUUAAAGAGGAUUAUUUUAAUUAGUUGCAAUUGGUUUUCAGAUGGAAUUCAUAAAGAGAGAGAGAGAGAGAGUGAGAUGUUCAGCCUUUCUUUUUUCUUUUUUUUUUCGCUAAAUAAAUCGAAAUUUUUUUUCAUUUUUCUUUAUUCUGGUUCAUUUAAACGAAGACGGGCAAAAUCUUCAAAAACAA
Molecule: messenger RNA, 2878 nt
Organism: Leptopilina boulardi
Lineage: Eukaryota; Metazoa; Arthropoda; Insecta; Hymenoptera; Figitidae
Gene: TfIIEalpha
Product: general transcription factor IIE subunit 1
Exons: 8
Coding region: 269-1537 (422 amino acids)
Biological process (GO): transcription initiation at RNA polymerase II promoter; transcription open complex formation at RNA polymerase II promoter
Cellular component (GO): transcription factor TFIIE complex
Source: RefSeq, a predicted model, not a curated record